GAGAAAAAAGACGUUUUAUUUAUUAUCGUCUCUGUUCCCUCUCCUCUAUGAUGCUUCGCAAAUACAACUUGUAAUGAUAUUCAAAGCUUUUGCACAUUUAGGAUAUGUUAAGAAAUAAUUGGAAAUUCCUCUUAGGAACGUUUCUGUACCAAUUCCUCUGGAUAUUUACUGAGCCUUAUGAAGAAGCGUAUCACAAGUUUGCAUUAUCAUCAGUAGAACCUAUAAGUUAUAGAGACGGCGGAGUUGUAUUUGUUAAUGUAUACGAAACCGGAAAAUUAACAUGUCCAUUCGAGCCAGGCGAUUUUCUUGAGGAAUGGUCUAAUAAGAACUUGGUUGCUACUUGUAAUAAGGUGAAUUACAAGGAAAACUCAGCGUUCAAAGUAGUAAAUGUUACAUGUCACAAACUAGAAUCUACAUUAAUAGUUAUGGUUUUAACUGCAAAACCGCCUUUGGUCUUCUUCUGUCUGACAAAGAAACAAAAGAAUGUUAUGUUCACGAUUCAGCCUUUAUACAACGAUGUUGGAAAUCUUUUUAUUUUUGAUCACCGCGACACUGUUCCUGCCGGGUCAACUUUACGAUUGAUCUGUGAAAUAGGCGAAAGCACCACUUUGAUAUGGUACUAUGGAGACGGCGCAGUACUGGCAUCGUAUGUAUAUUGUGUUGAUUCAACUAAGGACCAUACAAAAUUUCCAGGGCGUAUUUACAGUACAUGUAAUUUUAAAUUACGUAAAUCGUCUCUGACUAUCUACCCUGUCAAACCAUCUGAUGGUCGUUUUAAUAUUGUUUGCAAAACAGACGAACAUGCUAGCAUGGUUAAUAUAACGGUUUUCAGAUCUGCAGGCUUUGUUGACAUUGACGUCGGUAAUUUGGAAGCUUUUGUGAAUGAAGUUACACUUGUUGAAUGUCCUUUAGAAAAAGAAGACGAAUUAAAGUACUGGAAAAUUAAUGAUACUUUGAUUACUUGUGGGAACACAUCCAAGUCUAACUCGCAAUACUAUAUAGCCCAUGUUACGUGUAAUAAUCAAUUCUCUGAAAUUGCCAUCAAGUUUUUGACUGAAAUCAGUAAAUUAACAGUCCUCUGCAUAAGUAAGAAAAAUAAGCACAUGAAGAUCACCUUAAUAGCCAAAGAAGAUCAAUCCGGCGCCAAUGUUAUAGUUAUAGCAGCUUCAGCAAUUGGAAUGUGUCUCUUGAUUCUCUUUAUAGCUAUAAUUGCCAUCUUGAAAUUUACUGAUGGCUUAUGUUUCAAGAAAUUGAAGCUAUGCGAUGGCUACUUAAACAAAGAUCAAACCGAUGAAUAA
Messenger RNA from Octopus sinensis (East Asian common octopus), 1298 nucleotides. RefSeq lists its product as uncharacterized. Lineage: Eukaryota; Metazoa; Mollusca; Cephalopoda; Octopoda; Octopodidae. The coding region runs from base 105 to 1298 and encodes 397 amino acids. The record is from RefSeq and is a predicted model, not a curated record. The transcript has 7 exons.